UGAGUUCUUGAGCCGGACGUUGGGUAAAGCCGUGCGCGGGUAGUUUCUCCCUCAGCUUCAUCGUGGGAAGAAGAGUUUCUUGAUCAAGUCGUGUUUGACUUGCCCUUUCGGGAGGCAGAGAAGGGUAGUCACUCCAUACUCGAUCAAGAAGAAGAAGAAGUUCCAUGGCUUUGUGUUUGACUUGUCCUCUACGUCAGCUUCAUCGUGGGAAGAGGAGCUUCUUGAUCGAGUCAUGUUUGACUUGCUCUCUCGGGCGGCAGAGAAGGGUACUCACUCCACGCUCGAUCAAGAACAAGAAGAAGAAGAAGUUCCAUGGCUUCGUUCUCCUCCAGUGAUGGCCAGGAAGAUCAGGUACUGAGGCUCCAUUGCUUUACAGAACGGGCGACUAUGCUGUGCAGAGAGUGGUUCUUGGUUCUUCCGGUUUUGGUGGAGGAGAAGUCGUUUGCGAGGACGCUGAUACUGAACAGACCCAAGCAGCUGAAUGCUGCUACGGAUUAUAUGAUAUCUCGAUUUUUGGAACUUUUACUUCUUUAUGAGAAGGAUUCUAAUGUGAAGUUGGUAAUCGUAAAGGGGAAAGGGAGAGCAUUUUCUGCCGGUGGUGAUGUCACAUCUUCUGUGUGUUAUAUCAAUAGUGGAAAAUGGAAGUCGGUUGCAAUCUUCUUCCGGAAGAAUUACACUUUAGAUUAUCUGAUAGCAACAUACAGUAAACCUCAAGUUUCAAUCUUGAAUGGCAUUGUCAUGGGAGGAGGGGCUGGUUGUUCCAUACAUGGUAGUUUUCGCGUGGCAACAGAAAAUUCGGUUUUUGCUAUGCCUAAAACAGCUCUGGGUCUCUUUCCAAACAUAGGUGCCUCAUAUUUCCUUUCAAGGCUCCCAGGACAUUUUGGGGAAUAUCUUGGUCUUACUGGUGCUAGAUUGGAUGGAGCAGAGAUGCUUGUAUGUGGCCUUGCAACUCACUUUGUUCCCUCGCCGAAAUUGCCGUCACUUGAAGCAGCUCUACACACGGUAGAUUCUAGCAAUCAAGCUGUAAUUUCAGCAAUCAUUGGCAAAUACUCUGAGCUGCCUACGUUGAAAGAGCAAAGUGCAUACCAUCGGUUGGAUGUCAUCAAUAGGUGCUUCUCACGAAGAACAGUGGAAGACAUUCUAUCUGCUCUUGAGCGAGAAGCCGCAAAUAAAGUGGAUGGUUGGAUCCUUGCCUCAAUUCAGUCAUUAAAGAAAGCGUCACCAACAAGCCUUAAAAUUUCUCUUAGAUCGAUAAGAGAAGGUCGACUACAAGGAGUUGGGCAGUGCCUUGUACGAGAAUACAUAAUGGCUUGCCACGUGAUCCGAGGCGAAGUCAGCAAGGACUUUUUGGAGGUUCUGUAA
This is a messenger RNA of Eucalyptus grandis, 1362 nucleotides long. RefSeq names its product 3-hydroxyisobutyryl-CoA hydrolase 1. The coding region runs from base 313 to 1362 and encodes 349 amino acids. The transcript is spliced from 12 exons. Gene Ontology annotation, biological process: L-valine catabolic process. NCBI's taxonomy places the organism in Eukaryota, Viridiplantae, Streptophyta, Magnoliopsida, Myrtales, Myrtaceae. Gene Ontology annotation, molecular function: 3-hydroxyisobutyryl-CoA hydrolase activity. The record is from RefSeq and is a predicted model, not a curated record.